Messenger RNA from Boleophthalmus pectinirostris (great blue-spotted mudskipper), 910 nucleotides. Its product is annotated as homeodomain-interacting protein kinase 1-like. Gene Ontology annotation, molecular function: protein serine/threonine kinase activity; ATP binding; protein tyrosine kinase activity. The record is from RefSeq and is a predicted model, not a curated record. Gene Ontology annotation, cellular component: cytoplasm; nucleus. Bases 1 to 615 code for a protein of 204 amino acids. NCBI's taxonomy places the organism in Eukaryota, Metazoa, Chordata, Actinopteri, Gobiiformes, Gobiidae. Gene Ontology annotation, biological process: peptidyl-threonine phosphorylation; peptidyl-serine phosphorylation. The transcript is spliced from 6 exons.
AUGGACGAAGAGGAUCGGGAGACGGGUCGGCGGGUCUCAGGGGCGGAUGCGAGUGCUUCAGAGGAGGACGAGUAUACUGUCCUGACUGUUGCCGAGAAUAAGCUGACAAUACCACGACAGUACGAAUUCAUAAAUCAUAUCGGCAACGGAGCCUUCAGUCAAGUGGUGGAGUGUCAGAACAGAGACACUCGGGAAGCGGUGGUGGCUAAACUUCCCACCUUCAAGCAAGACACGAGGAAGGAGGUUCGUACACUGCGCCGCCUGAUGGAGCAGGGGGCGGACCAGAGCAACAUAGUGAAGUUCUUCGGGUCUUUUGAAACUCCUUUCGGCAAAGGCAUGAUCUUUGAAAAGCUGGACAUGAGUAUAGGGACGUUUUGGUGGAGGCAUCACCCUUUGCCCCUCUCAGAUAUUCGCACCAUUAUCCAACAGGUGGCUACAGCUUUGGAGGAGAUGUGCUUAAUCCACACGGAUCUUCACAUGGGAAAUAUCAUGAUCUGUGAUCAUAACCUGAGGCCUUUGACUCUCAAAGUCAUUGACUUUGGUUUGGCCGUGUCCACAGCCGAGGUCACAACAGACAUGAACAUCCAGCCUGUCGGCGUCAAGCUCCAGAAGUGAUUCUGGGGAUGAAGGUCAGUGAAGCUGUGGAUGUGUGGAGCCUGGCAAACCUGUUUGCCCUAAUGUUGAUACAGCGGAUAUAUUCCCUGACACAGAUGCACAUCAAAUAUUUGCAAACUUCUUUCCAACGCGCUUGACUGAAAAGUACACUUCACUCCGUCAUGUGGUAGAGGGCGAGUUGAAGUUGUGGAGCCUGGAGGACGACAGAGACACAGAAGCAGCCACACUGUUGCUCGGCCGAAUGCUGCAAGUCGACCACGACAAAAGAAUUACACCGUCUGAAAUCCUCCAGUCA